CCCAUUAUUACCAAAGCAGCAGUGAGUCUCCAAAAGGAAACACCCGAAGAGAACAAAAAACCUUUGGUGGUCUGUGUAUCGCUGUGGCAGCUAACCAGAAAGGAAAUAGUAUUAAAAUGCAUGUUAUGACGUGUUAGUGUUGGCCUUCAGUAGCAUAUUACGCCAUGACCGAAUUGGAAAUAGAGGACGUUGUCUGCAAUUUUCCAAGAUGAGCAGUGUCAGUAAGAGAGAGAGGGAGCAGAGGAGGAAACUGCAGCACUUUCUGAGUGACCUGGCUUUACUUGGAUCGUUACAGGGUUUUAAGUACUUCCAGCCUUGGCUCAGAGGGAAAGAGGAGUUGCUGCUGACAGUGGUUAAUGAGGAUCUGGGUUGGCGCUCUCCGGGCUUCGUGGUGUCCAGAGCCUCCUCCUACUCCUCCACCAGCAGCUGUAACAGCAGUGAUGUCUCCCCCAGCAGCAGCUCCCCCAGUCUGGCCAGCCGGAGCAGCUCUCCCCUGCCUGGGGAACCUCCGGGCCCGCGAACCUCUCAGCCGCACACACACACCAAGACGCAGCCACAAACCGCCAGGGACGCCAGCAGUGAGGAGCAUCUUCUUCCAGCAUCUCCCAGUGAAAGAGAGAUAGCAGUGCCUGAGGUGAACUGCACUCUGUUUUUAGUGGCUGGUUAUGUCAAAUACGGACGUCCACACGCUUGGAUACGCUCCAAUCACGAGCGCCUGGUCAACAUCGGAGGGACUGAUUCAAUGGUCAAGGACACGCCUAUGAAACUGAAGUCCAUCGCUGACUGGCAAACACGAGGUAUUCGUGUGUGGGAUGUUGUCAGUGAGCUGGUGUGUCUGUGUACCGUCCCCUCUCCCUCUAACCCCUUUGCCCUGGACAUGCGUUACAUCAAAAGCCUUCCCCUCCCAGACCGCUUCCUCGUCACAGGAGCUCUCCUCAACUUCCUGGAGAUGUAUGUGGUUUACGGGAAUCGGGAUGAGUUGCACUAUGACAAAGUGGUAGAAGAGGUGAAGCCUCUGAGGCGUCUCCACGUUCACUCCCUGCUGGAGUUACAACGGCACAGAGAGAGCUCCGGGUUGCUCAACAGUCCCAAGCAGCAGGACUCUUCCGGAGAGGAGUGACCAUAAAUAUCCUUCUGUUAUCUUCAUGGUGCAUUUUUAUGGAUGUAUUGUAGAAAAAAAAAGAGACAGAAAAUAGGUUCAGAUAUGUAUAAACUCAUCAGAACUCUGUUUUGUUUAACAGAUUUUUUUGUGUUGUGGUACAUUUCCUGGUUUUGUAAAAAUCACACGUUGCAAAGAGAUUGAAUGAGUAUACCUGCGUGCAAAAUCUGACUUAUCAUAUGUGUUUAUGUAACACGUACAAACAAAAUGUCUGAAUGGAGCUCUUGUGACACCACUCACGCUACACACACACAGUGCACAAACCUAUUGCAGCAGUAUCCAAAUGUAGCUGUAGCUGCAUCUUUACUACAGUUGGGAAGGUAUUCCCAUGUAUCAGACCCUGGGAAAUCAGUCACAUGACUGAGAUUAAAAAUCCCAGGACCUCUCUGAAUGUCUUGCCCUGCCACCCCGAACCCUUCAAUCCCACUCUCUCCCUCUCCCACACAGGAAUUCUGUUUUUCUCGGGCCAAAUAUAACAUUUUUAAAACUCGAGUGUUCAAUCCUGGAAACAGGCUCGUUUAUCAUGCAUCUCAUUCACCGUCAGGGUCAAAGCUGCAGAAGUUAAAAGCUUAAAUAUUUGUCUUGUUGAACGUUACAGCGGUAUGAGAACAACAUGUAGAGGACACUUGAAAAAACAAACAGAAAAUGCAGUAUAAAAAAGUUUUAAUAUUUCAUAAAAUACAUAUUAAUUAAAUAUGUACAUACUGACAUAAAAACAGUACAUUGAUAAAAUAAAUCUUAAAGCAGGCACUUGAGCCCCUUUUCUGAGAUCGGGGCUGUGCCGUUUGUAAUUGGAGAGAUACAUCACGAGUACAAAACUUUCAAAAUUAACUGAGAAAAACCUAGUGGCACAUCAGUCAAAAACACAGGCACCAUUCCUGAUU
Messenger RNA from Thunnus maccoyii (southern bluefin tuna), 2043 nucleotides. RefSeq lists its product as uncharacterized. The transcript has 8 exons. NCBI's taxonomy places the organism in Eukaryota, Metazoa, Chordata, Actinopteri, Scombriformes, Scombridae. The record is from RefSeq and is a predicted model, not a curated record. The coding region runs from base 209 to 1120 and encodes 303 amino acids.